UGAUCCACUCGGUCUCCGUUUCUUGGCAUUUUUCUUUUCGCGUCUCUUCUCUUCCUAUGCCUGUUUCCGUUGGCAAUGAACAGUGACUAUCCUCUCACUGAAACUGCGGCUCCACAGCCUGUUCAAGAAUCUUUGGUUCGCAAGUCAUGGCCCAAUGAGUCAAAACCUGCAGCUGCACCCCUCUCGAAACACGCAACACAUCUCUACACCGUCUCCUACUUGAUCUUCUUCUCUUUGCUUGGCACCCUCGCUCGCCUAGGCCUCCAAGCCCUGACAUAUUACACGGGUGCCCCUGUAGUAACAGGGGUGCUAUGGGCAAAUGUCUGUGGGAGCCUGGUAAUGGGGUUCCUGAGCGAAGACAAGAACCUCUUCCGUGAGGAGUGGGGCGAGCCCAAGACCGAAGCGGAUGCAGACACCGCCACGCAGAAUCACAAAGCAGUCAAAAAGACCAUCCCACUAUAUAUUGGUCUAACAACCGGAUUCUGCGGCUGCUGUACAUCCUUCUCAUCCUUCAUUCGCGAUGUCUUUCUUGCCCUCGCCAACGCCCUCCCGGACCCUUCGCUGCCAUCUGGUGCUGCCAUUGCAUCCCGCAAUGGCGGCUACAGCUUUAUGGCGCUCAUCGCGGUCAUCCUGAUGACAGUGUCACUAAGUCUGUCGGCGCUGAUCUUCGGUGCCCAUCUGGCUCUCGCGCUGUCGCGGUAUACCCCUGCCGUGCCUUUCGCGUUCAUGCGACGGGUUGGCGAUCGUAUCAUCGUCGUGCUGGCGUGGGGAUGCUGGCUCGGCGCCGUAUUCCUUGCCAUCUGGCCGCCAGAUCGACAUGAUGGGCUAGAUGUCUGGCGUGGGCGGGCGGUAUUCGCGUUAGUUUUUGCGCCCCUGGGGUGUUUGCUUCGGUUCUACGUUUCGCUCUCCCUCAACAGUCGUGUCCCUGAGUUCCCGAUGGGCACUUUUGCUAUGAAUGUCUUUGGCACGAUUAUCGAGGGCGUUUGCUAUGAUCUGCAGCAUGUCAGUGGUCUUGGGGCUGUGGUUCCUACUGCUUUGACGGGCUGCCAGGUGUUGCAGGGGGUUAUGGAUGGGUUUUGUGGGAGCGCAACUACGAUAAGUACUUGGGUUUCUGAACUGAAUGGUUUGAAGCGUCGUCGCCAUGCAUAUGUGUAUGGUCUUACGAGUGUCGUUGUUGCUCUGGGAUUCCUCAUUGUUAUCAUGGGUUCGUUAUUAUGGACACGUGGAUUCGCCGACGCUGUGUGUGAGUGA
Penicillium salamii is the source of this 1251-nucleotide messenger RNA. NCBI's taxonomy places the organism in Eukaryota, Fungi, Ascomycota, Eurotiomycetes, Eurotiales, Aspergillaceae. The record is from the annotation of a GenBank genome assembly.